ACGUCUGGAUCUGUGCACAGCUGAAUCAUCAGACUAGGCGCAUCAAGGCAGGAACGGAGUUGAUGUGGGAUUAUAACUAUGAGUGUUACUGUGGCUCAUCACGGUGCACAGGAAGACUGCUCUGAUCUGCCCCUUUCAACAUAACAAUAAUGCUUUCAUUGAGGUGUUUGUGUUGUAGACUUUCAUCAGCUUGUCAGAAAUGUAGGUGUGGCAGAGCAUUCCAAAAAUGUGACUCAUUGAAUAUAAAUGUAUAAUACAAUAUAUUAAAGUUUGUUUUAGCAUGUUUACCCUCUAAAAGAAAUGUGAAUAGUAAUGUAUUUGUUUGUAAAUAAAAUUGGCAAAUAUCAAAAACUAUUUUUUCUUGUAAGAUAUGUCAAAUGUAAGUGUUGUGAAUUAAUUUAGAGUAAUAAUAGCAAUUACAGAAUGUUUAAUUAAUUGUCAUUGAUAAUAACAGAUAAAGUUUAAAUUGUCAUAUAUUGGGUUGUUCAGCUUUAAGAAAAGUCUACCCAUAAUGCAUAAUGAGCAAGUGAGAGCGCGCAGAAAAAGAACAUGUGAUUGAUUCAAUGUGUGUGCGCUGCAUCUGUGUUAUCCGGUUCAAAAACUUCAGUAAAACAGUUUGUUUAUUUUAUUUCAAGUCGUCAGUAGUCAUUAUUGCUUACUAAGAAGAAAAGACACGACAUUCUUUGGUGCCGAAACCCGGGAUAAUUAGCAAGCAAUGUCCGAAAUGGCGGAGCGACUUGAAAGACUACUCAGAAAACGGAGAGCUGUGCGCAGUUCCACCACGAGACUUUUGCAAGACAUCGAAACGGAGGUUAGCAAAGAAGAUCCGAUCAUUGACAGAUUAAGUGAACUGUUAGCCCUGUUAUCUGCAAAAGAGGGAACGCUGCUGGAGUUAGACCAUGAAAUAGAGGAAAGGAUAGACACUGAUGAUCUGGAGAAUGAAGUCGCGGAUGUCGAGGAAUAUGGAGAGCGAAUCAUCAGCGCGAAGGCUCGCGUGAAGCGCGUGAUGCAGAGAAACCGGGACAACAGCAGGCCGAGUGACGCAGAGCCCUCGCAGCGCGGACAAACAGUUAAGUUACCCAAGUUAAUAAUCAGCAAGUUUAGCGGUGAAAUUAGCUUGUGGCAAGACUUUUGGAAUCAGUUUGAAACCGCUAUUCACAAAAAUGACGCGCUGAGCAAAACAGAGAAGUUUAAUUACUUAAAGACGUAUCUAACCGGCGCUGCUUCAAAGUCAAUAGCGGGACUGAUGAUGACAGACGGCAAUUAUGAUCACGCUAUCGAUCUGCUUCAGAACCGGUUCGGAAGAAAGGAUCUGCUCAUUAACGCGCAUAUGACUAAGUUGCUGAAUCUCUGCCCAGUAAAGAAAUCACAUGAUGUCGCUGCUCUGAGACAGCUUUACGAUGAAUGUGAAGUGCAGAUCCGUAGCUUAGAAUCGCUGGGUGUCGUUUCAGAGGCAUAUGGCAGCCUGUUAUGUCCUGUUCUGCUACAGAUGAUUCCAGAUGACAUUGCUCUCCAGUACAGCCGUCAAAGAGGAACCAGUGAUGAAUGGAAGGUCUCAGAAGUUAUGGAAUUUCUGCAGCAAGAGAUUCUGAGCAGAGAAAGAGCCAUGCAACUGAUUAAGCCAGGUAAUUCCAAAGACAGUCAGAGCUAUCACAAACCAUUUAAAAGGCCAGACGCAUCAAUUGAAAUGAAGCAGAAGAAGCAUCACAUGCCGUCAGCUGCAGUACUGCAAACCACCAGUCAAAGAAUACCGAACUGCCUGUUCUGUAACAGUGCAGCACACAAAACAGAACUGUGUCCAGAAACUGACAUUGCUGCACGGAAAGAAAAAUUAAUGAAAAUGGGACGAUGCUUUGUUUGUCUUGGGCCAAAGCACAUUGCAAGAUUCUGUAAGGCCAAAGUGUGCUGUAAUGCGUGUGGAGGCAGACAUCAUAGUGCUGUGUGUGAGAAAAGAGAAACGCACACUUCAGAUGCUGACGACAAAGACGAUGUAGUUUCUUCUUUUGCUUCACAUUCUGUUAAGAUACAGCCCACUAAACAGAACAACACCGUGCUGCUUCAGACUGUAAGAGCAUGGGCAGAUGGACCUGGUGGACGUAAAAGCAUUCGUUGCUUACUGGAUGGUGGCAGUCAGAGAAGCUUCAUCAGUGAAAACGCAGCAAGAGCUUUGAAAUUACCUGUGAUUAAACAAGAAACGUUCACUCUGCAUACUUUUGGCUCAGCAGCACCAAUAACAUCAAGGCGCAACACAGUGAAAGUAAUUAUGCAGAGCAUCUGGGACAAAGAGCAGAAAGUUGAAGUAGAAGCGCUCGAGACCCCCCAAGUAUGCACCGCUGUGAUGAAAAUUCCAGGUGAGCACGUCCAAGCAGAGUUGAAACGAAAGGGCUUGCAGUUGGCAGACUACCCAGACCCCAGCACUUGUGAUACAGAGUUGUCAAUGCUGAUUGGUGCAGACUAUUAUUGGAGUAUAGUAUCAGGCCACGUAGAAAGAAUCACAGAUGCACUUGUGGCCAUUGAAAGCAUUUUUGGAUGGUCAGUGCAGGGCCCAGUCACAAUGUCCAGUGUUUCUGAUGCAGCAUGCUUGCACCUACAAAUUAAUGAAGACACACUGGUCUCAGAACGUCUGAAGGCCUUCUGGGAAAUCGAGUCCCUUGGCAUCAACAUGAAGCAGACAGACAGUCCUGAAGAGGAGGAGGCUCUUCACCUGUUUGAAAAGACAACUCUGUACAAAGAUGGUCGAUAUGAAGUGGAGCUGCCAUGGCGACCUGACAAACCAGAACUCCCAGAUAACUACAGAAUUGCAAAGAAAAGAUUUGAAGGACUUAAAAGAAAGUUGCAGUCAGAUGUAAUGCUGUAUCACAGAUACAAUGAAGUUGUGAAUGAUUACCUUGAGCAGGGCAUCGUCGAAGACGUGGUGGAGGGCAGGUUGUCUCCAAAUGCUGUGAAGUACUACAUGCCUCAUCAUGCUGUUCUGCGGGAAGACAAGGUAACCACAAAGCUCAGAGUAGUGUUUGAUGCCUCAUCACAUGACAUUAGCUCUCCAUCACUAAAUGACUGUUUACUUACUGGUCCUAACCUGAAUCCAGAUCUGCUUAGCAUACUGAUAAAAUUCAGACUGAAUGAGAUAGCAUUUACCGCAGACAUCAAGAAGGCUUUCUUGCAGAUUUCUCUUGCUGAGAAGGACAGAGAUGCAGUAAGGUUCCUCUGGCUUACUGCACCACCCCAUGAAGAUGCAGGUGAGAAGCUGCGUGUGCGUCGGAUGACGAGAGUGGUGUUUGGAGUGUCCCCCAGCCCAUUCCUUCUGGCAGCUACAGUGAGAAAGCAUCUGAAGGGAUAUGAAGCCCAACUACCCGAGGUAGUAAAGAUAAUAAAAGAAUCACUUUAUGUUGAUGACUUCAUCUCAAGUGCAAGUGAUGUUGAAAAUGCCUUCUCCAUAACUACUGGUGCAAGAAAGAUUAUGUCUGCAGCUGGCAUGGAUCUUUGCAAGUGGACGACCAACUGUGCUGCAUUGAAGGAGAAAUGGAAGACGACAGUGAGUGAACUCGCAGAGGAGACAGAAACGCAUGGAUCUGUGUUGAAGGUACUAGGCUUGGUAUGGAGAACUAAAACAGAUGAUUUCGUCUUUGAUCUGACUGCAUUGCUGGAUGCUGUAGCUAAAAGAGAAAAUACCAAGAGAAGUGUUCUAAAGCUCUCUGCUCGCAUAUUCGACCCAAUAGGCUUUCUUACCCCAUUCACUGUGCGAGUGAAAUGCCUUUUCCAAGAGAUGUGGAUACGAGGCCUUGGCUGGGACGAGCAGCUGCCCACAGAUCUUGCACAAGAAUGGCAAGGAUGGUGUUCAGAACUUCCACAGAUCCACCACAUCAUCAUUCCUCGCUGGUAUGGAAUAAAAUCUGAGCACAGACACGAUGCACAACAACUCCACGUGUUCUGCGAUGCAAGCGAGAAAGCUUACAGUACUGUUGCCUACCUGCUGCGAGUAGCUGAUGAUGGAACAAAGACCACAUGCCUUGUUGCUUCAAAGUCCAGGGUAGCCCCCCUGAAGAAGAUAUCACUGCCUCGUCUUGAGCUCAUGGGAGCAGUGAUUGGAGCAAGACUAGGAACCAGCCUGUUAAAGCCUUUGAAUGUGGAGCUCCAUCAAGUUCACAUGUGGACAGAUUCGAUGAUUGUUCUGCAGUGGAUUCGCAGUCCAGCUCACAAAUGGAAACAGUUUGUGUCAAACAGAGUAUCUGAAAUCCAGUCACUAACCAACCCUGCAAUGUGGUCUCACUGUAAAGGCAAGUUCAAUCCAGCUGACCUCCCCACUAGAGGUCAGACUGCAGCUAAACUGAAGGAAAGUGAACUCUGGUGGAAGGGACCUUCAUUUCUGACCUCACCAAAUCUGUUGGAAGAGAGCGAUGAAGAACAAAGUAAUGAAGAUGUCACUAAUGAGCAAAAGCAAGAUCAGCAAAUCAUCGUGCAACUCAGUAGCAGCAGUGACCAAGAGGGAAUGGAACCUGUGCUUGAUUUAAUGAAGUACAGCAAACUGAAGACAGUAUUGCGAGUCACUGCGUGGAUCAAACGGUUUGUGCACAAUGCAAGUUCAAGCUCCAAGAGAUGCGGGGAGUUGACUGUCAGUGAAAUGUUUGACGAUGAGAAGUACUGGAUAAAAGUGACUCAAGAUGGCAGCUUUAGCCAUGAAAUCAAUUUGCUGAAAGCUGGUAAAACCCUGAACUCUGAUUCAAAAAUCAGAGACCUAAAACCAUUCCUUGACGAAGAUGAAUUGCUCUGUGUUGGAGGCAGACUGCAACAGUCAGACUUUAGUUACAGAGAGAAACAUCCAUGGAUUCUUCCCAGCAAAGACCGAUAUUGUGAGCUGCUGGUUCAGCACAACCAUGAAUUUAUCAUGCAUUCCGGUCUGAGAGACACGCUAGUACAAAUUAGAAGUAGACACUGGAUUUUGCGAGGCAGACAAAUUGUGAAGAGUAUUCUGUCCAAAUGUUCUGUGUGCAAAAGAUUCAAGGCAAAGCCCGCACAGCAGGACACUGCUCCAUUACCACGAGACAGAUUAACAGAAAGCCCUCCAUUUGAAGUAACUGGUGUAGACUUUGCAGGUCCACUGUAUGUGAAGAGUGAUCGUGUGCAAUGCAAGGCUUAUGUUGCUCUGUUCACAUGUGCCGUCACUAGAGCAGUGCAUUUGGAGCUGGUUUCAAGUCAGUCAACUGAAAGUUUCUUGUUAGCACUCAAACGAUUUGUUUCCAGAAGAGGACUGUGCAGAGUCAUUUAUUCAGACAAUGCUAAAACCUUUAAAAGAGCAAAUCAAGACCUUAGCGAGCUGUGGCAAGCUAUCAAAGAUCCACAGCUGCUGGAAUACUUCUCAGGGAAGGGCAUCACCUGGCGUUUCAUUGUGGAACGAGCAGCCUGGUGGGGUGGAUUUUGGGAGAGGCUUGUAAGGUCUGUGAAAACAUGCCUGAGGAAGGUGCUAGGAAGAGCAUCACUCACCUUUGAAGAAAUGUCUACACUCCUCUCAGAAGUAGAGGCCACACUGAAUUCUAGACCCCUUACCUUUGUCCACAAUGAGCUCGAUGAGCCACAACCACUAACACCUGCACACUUCUUGGUUGGUGAGCGACUUACUUCACUGCCCCCAAAACCAUUUCCAGCAGACCAUGAUCAUCCCACUGUCAGUAAAGAAGACAUGACAAAACGGUGGAGAUACAGGAACCGACUCAUGACCAAUCUCUGGAAUCGCUGGAGAAAGGACUAUCUACUGGACCUGAAAUCUGCGCAUUCCUGCAACACACAAAAACCUAAUGAGUUAAAGAUAGGUGACAUAGUUCUCAUCGGAGAUGCCAACAUGCCAAGACAAAGCUGGAAGUUAGGAAGAAUUGAAGAGCUGUUUCAAGGCAGAGAUGGAAAAGUUAGAUCCUGUGCUGUUCGCACAUCCACAAGGACUGUGUUAAAGAGACCCAUUCAACUGCUUUAUGCAUUAGAGAUUUAAGUUGAUGAACAUUUGUUCAUGGGGGGGAGGAUGUUGUGAAUCAAUUUAGAGUAAUAAUAGCAAUUACAGAAUGUUUAAUUAAUUGUCAUUGAUAAUAACAGAUAAAGUUUAAAUUGUCAUAUAUUGGGUUGUUCAGCUUUAAGAAAAGUCUACCCAUAAUGCAUAAUGAGCAAGUGAGAGCGCGCAGAAAAAGAACAUGUGAUUGAUUCAA
This is a messenger RNA of Megalobrama amblycephala (Wuchang bream), 6188 nucleotides long. RefSeq lists its product as uncharacterized. Gene Ontology annotation, biological process: DNA integration. Gene Ontology annotation, molecular function: nucleic acid binding. Lineage: Eukaryota; Metazoa; Chordata; Actinopteri; Cypriniformes; Xenocyprididae. The transcript is spliced from 2 exons. The record is from RefSeq and is a predicted model, not a curated record. Bases 716 to 5977 code for a protein of 1753 amino acids.